Molecule: messenger RNA, 2586 nt
Organism: Phyllotreta striolata
Lineage: Eukaryota; Metazoa; Arthropoda; Insecta; Coleoptera; Chrysomelidae
Source: the annotation of a GenBank genome assembly
GUGCAUCUUGUUACUGCAGUUUUCGAAAAUGAAUCGUAAUAUUUUUUGUAAUAUUAAUUUUCAUUUAAUUUAGAAUAAUUAUCGCUAUAGAAAAUAAAUUAAAUGUUUGUGAAAAUAUUCCAAUGUAAAUAAGAUAUUUGAAAUAAUACUAUCUUCAAAAUAUCUUGUAUGCUCGACAAACAAUUGUAAUUAGGUAUUCACCUAACACAAAAGAAUAUAUAUCAGUGUAGACUUUGUGCGUGAUUGAAAACGGAAGCCUAAAUAUAUGGGUGAAGAAAUAACAGCCGUAGAUGUGGAAGUCAACACAGAUAUACCCCGAAGGGGGUUUUGCGGACUUAAUAAAAAUUUAGUUUUAUUAAAAGUAACCCUAUUCUUCCUACAUGGAGCCACGUCUUCUCUCGUUCCUUACCUAACCAUCCACAUGCAGAGUAUAGGUCUCACGAUGGAGCAAAUUGCUAUAAUAUACCUUCUGCUUCCGUUUACUACGUUCAUUGCACCGCCUAUUACCGGUAUUUUGGUAGACAAAUUUGGAAGAUACAAGCCAGUUGUUAUAGGAUGCUUCCUCUUAACGGCAAUAUUGCAUCAUUCUCUGCUUUUGAUGCCCACCAGAGAGGCGCCCGGAAUUGUACCAGACGGGUAUAUAAUUAGACAUCCAAAGAAAAUGUAUGUAGAAGUUUGGUGGAGUCCGUGCCCGAGCAGACAAUGUCCGGCUACCGAGGAAUUAGACAUUGUUUUAGAUCUAUGCGAAGAUCAUUGUCUGUUGACGCAAGCUAAAAUAGAAAAGAGAUUACAGAAAAACAAGGCAAUUGAUAUGAACGAUCCUGGAGAUACUGAUGAUCUGAGUUUUCAUAUUAAGAAAAAGAAGAGCAACGAUACUGCGACGGCGUUUACCUUGGACAUGCAUCCGAACCUCGGGGAUCCCAUCGAGCAAUUUGGAAUUGAAUUAGAGUCGGCAGAAGACGACGAAGAUGUUACCGAAUUUAAAAAGAGAUUCCGCACUGGAAUGCUGCGACGUCACGGCGUCGAUAUGAAAGAAUUAGAACACAAGGACUUGAGAUGCGGUGGAAUCGUGUUAGAGGCCAAUUCUAGCACGCAAACUCGCUUAUCCAACUAUACCAACGAUUGUAUUCUCCAGAAGUGUCAAUUUAGAUUCGGCGGGCCGGAGGUUUGCCCACCAGAUUUUGAAGAAUCGGAUCCCGUGAUAUUUUGGAUGUACGGUAUUUUGAGGUUCUUAGCUACAACACUCCAACUCGCUGCAGUAUCAAUCACGGAUCCGGUGGCAUUGUCAUUGAUUGAAAAGUACGGCGGUGACUUCGGUAAAGAAAGAUUGUUCUCCUGCUUAGGAAUGGCUAUAUUUUCGCCGAUAGUCGGUGCUUUGAUAGAUUGGAACAGCGAACGUUUAGGCUAUACGGAUUACUCGGCAGCAUUCUACGCGUUCGACGUUCUUCUAAUUAUUGCCUCCAUUGCCAUGUUCACGAUGGAAAUCGACACGAAGUUACCGUCAGAUAGUUUAUACAGCGAUUUAAAGAAAAUAUUGAAAAUGCCCGCUUUGGUGGUAUUUGUAUUCUUUUUGUUUCUAUUAGGAAACUUGUGGGGCUUUAUAGAGAGUUUCUUGUUCUUUUAUUUAAAAGAUCUGGGAGCUCCAAACUACCUUUUGGGUAUAACUGUUACAGUAGGUACUUUAAGUAGCGUACCUUUUCUCUACGGCGCUGAGAAAAUCACCAGUAAAGUAGGACACGUAAGAGUUAUAAUUGCAGCUUUCUUUGCACAUUCCAUCCGAUUGACAGGAUAUUCUCUAACCGAUACUGCUUGGUUGUGUAUCCCAUUCGAAGCUUUAGAAGCCAUCGCUGUGCAUUUCAUGUGGGUAGCUGCGGCGACAUACUGUGCUGUUUUGGCGCCGAAAGGUUUGCUGGCCACGUUGCUGGGCGUGUGCAUGGUGGCGCAUUACAGCGUAGGACGAGGAAGUGGAAGUUUCUUCGGAGGCCACCUCAUCGCCAAGUUUGGAAUAACGUUGACCUUCAGAAUAAUGGGAGCGUUUGCUGCCAGCUCCGGCCUCCUAUACGCUUUCCUGCACUUCGUUUGGCUCCAGAAAGCCGAGAGAGCGGUUGCCGAAGACUCGCAAGAAGAAGAAGUGGAGAGUCUGAGGAAAGGAGUUAAAUAUAGAGAUCAGGGAACGACGAUGAGUAUGGAAAGAUUGAGUGUUAUGGCGGAGUUUAACCCUGCUGGAUCAUUGUCGUCAUUGGGAAGAAGCCACUUAUCCAGGAGUAGUAUUAUUAGAAGGAGUAGUUUGAGACCGCACCAGAAGCAGGAAUUUAUUAAAUCUACCAACGAAAUUAGAAGAAAUAGUGAUAAGGAUAUUUCAACUCAUGCCCUUUAUCCGAGUUUAUCGCAAGCAGAGAACGGCUUCAUACCGAAUGAAAAAGACGAAAUCGUCUACGACGAAAUAAAAAGGAGAAAUCAAAGCGACGACAAAAACAAGAAGGAAAACGAAAAUGAAAAUCUUCCAACGCAGAGCCCCGAAAUAGAAUCUCAAAAGUGAAAUUAAAUAUUUAAACGAGCAUAUUUAGGUGUUCUUUAGUCUCUUAC